AUGAGUAAUCUUCCAUUCCCCAUUUUUGUGCAAAACAAGCCCGUUGAUCCAGACAACAAGAGAGCAGCUUUGGCAGCAGUUGGACAAUGUCGAUUCUAUCCAUCCACUUGUAGUAAUCCCUCCGAUUAUGCUGAAUUUCAAGACAUUUGUGCCAAAAACAAAGAACAAGCCUUGGUGGAUACGGACACGCCCGAAACCAAAGAUGAAAGCAAAAAGCUGAAAAAGAAGUACAUGAAGCAAGGUGUGGCCAUGGCCUCGAAAUACCUUCGUCAAACACUACAAUUGGAUGUCAGCAUCAUUUCAGUUCAAGUUGUCUUGGAGGGAAAGCAUAUUUUGGAAACCGAUGGGUGCUUGGUGGCAUGUAUGUUGGAUGCUGGAUGUGCUGCCAUUGUUGUGGAUGGAUUGAAUUUAGCCGCCUUGGAUGCUGCGAAGGUUCCUCGUGAACGCAUUGUGGCCCACUUUUCCUCGUCGGAAGCUGCAACUUCGGAUGCCAUUCAGGCGGCGUUGUCAUUCGCCAGUUGCAUCAGUGUCGAACUAUCCAACAACUCGCUCGAAACAGUCGAUUCUACUUUAUCUCUAGUCACGGAACAGUCUGAUACCGUAGACUUUCAACUGACGGCUCCAUCUUCCGAUAUCGUCGCACAAAUUAUUUCCCAAAGUAAGGCAAGCGUCGGACUCGUGGAUCCAUCGGCCGAUUUGUUGGGAUCCAGUUGUAUUGCUUGCAUGAAACAAUCAGAUCGUCAAGACGGAUUAUACGCUACGGUGGUAUGUACCCGAGCUAGUGAAGCCUUGGGUUUGGAGUAUUCUUCCAAGGAUUCCAUUAUUAUUGCCUUGGAGUCUGGUGCUGGUAUCUAUUGUUCCCGUUCCGACGGUACCACUACUUCCUCUGAAAAUAAGGCCGCCCAAACUUUGCACCGCCUAGAUUUGGAUUUCCAUGGCGACGCCCUUCGAUUUACCGUGACGCAAUCCUCUGGGGAUGAUGCAAAGAACGGUAAUGGCAAGCCUAGCACUGUUACUGCUUGGGGCACUCCAACGGGCAUUCGUCACUUGGAGGACACCCUCAAGGACCGACUCCAGUCAGCACCGGAAGGAUCCUACACGAAGCGAUUGUUUGAUGAUCCUGACUUGCUCCGAGACAAACUGGUAGAAGAGGCCCAAGAAUUGGCCGAAGCCGAAGACUUUGACGAGGUAGCUGGUGAAUUGGCCGAUGUCAUGUACUUUGCGUUGGCCCGAGCCACCAAGGCGGGCGUCAAAAUGGAAGAUGCCGUGGCUGAAUUGGAUCGACGAACGAGAAAGGUCACACGGCGAAAGGGAGAUAGCAAGGCAUUCCGUAUUGCCGCAGGAAAUGCCAUUCUAGGCAAAAAGUAA
Molecule: messenger RNA, 1368 nt
Organism: Cylindrotheca closterium
Lineage: Eukaryota; Bacillariophyta; Bacillariophyceae; Bacillariales; Bacillariaceae
Source: the annotation of a GenBank genome assembly